CGCAAAGUAACUUUCUCUUGGUUGCCAUCCGGAGGAAAAAGUUUCAAAACAUCCGAAUAAAAUGCCUCCCAAGGGGAAGAAAGGUGCUCCCGCAGGGAAGGGAAAGCCAAAGAAGAUAGACAAAGAAGAGGAGGAGAGGCGAGCUAGAGAAGAAGAGGAGGCGCGUCUUCGAGCCGAGGAGGAAGAGAGGGAGAGAAAGGAGAAGGAGAAGAGAGAGGCUGAGGAGAGGAGAAGAUUAGAGAAUGAGGAAAGAACGAGAAGGAAGGCCCAACUCCUGGAGCUCAACUCCAUCACUGAGAGCAACGAAACACAGUUACUGAAUAUCCAUGACAAUCGCCGGAAGAAAGCCAAAUGGGCGCGCUACAUGCGAUGUGACGGCUCCCCUGAUCCGACCAUUCCUGGUGAGAUCAACACCUACAUGAAUCUGUGGAGGGAGGACAAUGAGAGAGUGACUAUAGAUCAGGUUCUCAAGGACAGUGAUCUAGCACUUGCAUUGAUAAGUGAGCUGCAGUUCCUCCUUGACGACACACCGGCGAAUGAAAUCACUGAAGCAGAAGCCGAGAGAUACGGAACAACACAGAAUGAUCUGCAGGACUUGCUUCACGAGAAACUGCUCCGAGCGGAACAUGAGUUGUUAUUGGACUCAGCAGACAGAGCCGACCCACAGACCAUGAAUCUACAAACUGUUAUUGAAAAUGAUCUGGUUUCACUUUGUGUGUGGGGAAAUAUUAGCAAAAAUCCAAGAAUAAAGUAUUUUGAAUUCGCCGAUAAAGGUAUUGGCUUUGAUAUCCCCAAGUUGCUAACCAUGACAGACUGUGCCGUCUGCUUCCUAUUCACCAAGUUUGACCACUUCUCACAGAAAUGCAAAUCAUUUUUGCCACGACAGAAAAAGAAGAUUGUUGAGGAAGUGGAGCCCCCUGUGGUUGAAGAAGAAGAAAAGACAGACGGUGAGGAAGAGAAGAAGGAAGGGGAAGGAGAGGAAGAGGGGGGUAUCGAGCGGGAGGAGACCGAGGACGUGAUGGCGUCGCUACGGAAACUGGACGAUGAUGAUGAAGACAAGAAGGAGGAGGAGGAGGUGAAGGUGGAGGAACCAGAGGAGGAGGAGCUCGUCGAUGAUGGUGACAUCAAGACACCAGGGAGAAGCCGACAUCGUAAAGUAUCUGAGCCCCCAGAGUGGGAGGAUUUUGAUGGCGAUGAAGACGUCUAUGACAUGAGAGCGUACUGCGUCCAGGGCGGCCUCUUCCACUUCAACCUUCUGCACAUGCCCCCACAGCCGAAGAAUGCCAAAACUUGGGUCAUGAGGCAAGUUGUUGAGCCACCAAUGAUCUCCCACAUCGAGUACAUGGCAGACACGGUCAACCCCGCGCUCAUCCAACAACAAGAAGACAACAACAAAGAGGGCGAGGAGGGUGAGGUCAAGGCUGUGAAGGAAGAGGGAAAGAAACGUGAUGAGAGGCCACCUAUUGGUGUCAGUAUGAAGCUCCCAGGUGAUGUCGUGUUUAAUGAAGAGCCACAGCUCGGACGGUGGGAUUACGAGCAGAAUGUUUGGAGGAUGGAUGGUUUUACGGACAUUGUUUAUAACGAGGAUAAUCGUGUUGUCCAGUUCAAGACGGCCUUCUACGGUACGAUGUCUCUUCUCUCCGACACGCAUAUCAACAUGCCGUUCCAGUCGUGGGAACUCCGGCCUCGUGGCAUGAAUCACGCACAGUUGACAGUUAUUGCGGCAAUCAAUGAAUGUGAGAUUGAAAUUAAGGACGACAAGUGCUGCCUUAAUCUCCCAGAAGAGGGCGCAGUUGAGCAGCUUGAACACUUACGAAACAAGUGGAUGAUACCGCGAGACUUUAUCAAGGCCAUGAGAGAUUCUGGUGUGAAUAUCUUCCCGUCUGAGGAUUCUCCCAAGUAUGUCAGUAUACAGUCAAAGAAUGUGAUCACAGAGGAGAGACUUUACCAACAGAUGGCUCUGACAUCGUCUGCCAUGGCGUAUUCCUGGUCAAAGUGGAAUGCGGAGGUUGCUGAUAACGAGAAGAUCGUCUUCCAGGGAGCGGAGUGUCUGAAGGACCAGCACUUGUUGGAGGAGGAGUGGGCGCUGUUCUUAGUGACAAAGAAACGCUCCAUGAAGUUGAAGAUGACAGAAUUCGAGGAGGCUUUCUCUGAUGACUAUGCGGAGGGAACCAAUUUCCACGCUGACAUGUACCACAUGGUUCUUGAGCUCGCCUCGGAGGACGCGUUGACCAGGAUACGCGAGAGCAGUUUCAAGUUCAUCGAUUGUGUCAACCAGUUGCUGACAGGAACCAAACUCGUGACUUAUUCAUAGGCGUGUGAAAAGACACUGGACUCAAUGUGGACUUGAGGUGGCGCAGCUAUUUGGGAGUCAUCUUCCAGUUCUGCACUGAUAUUUUCAAAGGGGGAUUAAGGCACAGAGGUGAUCCAUAUUGAUCAACCUGUUACAGGUCACAAGAGACUCGCUGAAAUUGAGAGGUGAAAUUGAGGGACGAAAGGAACAGAAAUGUUCCCUUACAAAAAAUACCUCAGCCGGUGACCAGUCUUGUAUGUGAUCGGUUAGCUAUGUUAAAAUGUCAAUUAUUGUUAUAAUCCGUCCAGUUCAGACUACCAUUCCGAGUACAUUUACAGUACUGUCCACACAUCCACCACCCAAUGCAGUGAAUUUAUUGAAUUUGUAAAUUGUAUGAGAAUAUUUGUUUAUUUUGUUUUGUAAAAUUCUAUUCAAAUAA
Messenger RNA from Lineus longissimus, 2732 nucleotides. Its product is annotated as dynein axonemal intermediate chain 7 homolog. The record is from RefSeq and is a predicted model, not a curated record. Gene Ontology annotation, molecular function: microtubule binding; beta-tubulin binding. Gene Ontology annotation, cellular component: axoneme. The transcript is spliced from 16 exons. The coding region runs from base 62 to 2314 and encodes 750 amino acids. Lineage: Eukaryota; Metazoa; Nemertea; Pilidiophora; Heteronemertea; Lineidae.